This is a messenger RNA of Penicillium daleae, 1287 nucleotides long. Its product is annotated as basic helix-loop-helix domain-containing protein. Bases 1 to 1287 code for a protein of 428 amino acids. The transcript has 2 exons. The record is from RefSeq and is a predicted model, not a curated record. Gene Ontology annotation, molecular function: DNA-binding transcription factor activity, RNA polymerase II-specific; protein dimerization activity; RNA polymerase II cis-regulatory region sequence-specific DNA binding. Lineage: Eukaryota; Fungi; Ascomycota; Eurotiomycetes; Eurotiales; Aspergillaceae. Gene Ontology annotation, biological process: regulation of transcription by RNA polymerase II.
AUGGAUGGAUCAGGCCCUCAAGUACAAACCGGACGCUCCUCUCCACCAUCCGCUGGACCCUUUGGCUACGCCUUCCUCUCCCCGAUGGACACUCCUUUCGAACAAGCGCCGGCCUUGCCUCCAGGGCUGCCUCUGCUUGACGAUGACGAAUCUAAUAUGCUCGAUAACUUCUUCACUACGAUGAAUACUAAUCACUUUACGAACGAUUUCUGGCUCCGGGGUCCGCAAAACAAACCUUCCGGUCUGAACUUCGACUGGACUGACGAACUUCCACCUACCUUUGAGGGAUCAACAACGUCACUGUCCCAACCUUCUUUUCAACCACAAAAUCUCAAAAUGAACCUGAUGAAUAGCAGCGCUGCUGGUCCUGACAUCUAUGCGGCGGCCUCGAUGCUGUAUCAAAACCAUAUGAAUAGCACCGAUCUCGGUUCCCCAUUACCCCACCAGCAUGCGUUCGUCGGUCAACCGCUGAAUGUGAAUGGUGCUCACGAUCGUCGCAAUUCCCAGCACAUGGCCCCCGCACAAGCAUCCAGCUCCUCGCCAUCACGCCCUCGGAUCCCCACCGGGUUUCACACUUCUGAAAUGCUCUUUGACGUGCGAGACCCUAUUCCGGAAGACCAACAUCCCUCUCGCAAAACACGCGGACUUCACUGGGGUUCAGACGGCGGUUUCAUGGAUCAAGGCUAUGUGGCACCCCCUGACCAGCCCGACAUGGAGACUCGCACCAGGGAACUGCUAGAUCAUCUUGACUGCUUCGAGCCUCAGACCAGCGCAGCCAACACUCGGGCUCCCAGCCCUGAACGUAUUGCUGGCGCUUAUGGUCAACGCACUGCCUUCCGUCAGGCCGACGAGGAUGAUAGCGCCCAGCCCCGCAAGAAACAGCGUACUGUCAAGACGAACGGUGAUCAGUACUCUGAUGAUGAUGAUUCACGGUCGCUAUCACGAAAAUCACGAACCCCCAGCAUCGCCAAGGGCCGACGUGCGUCAACAGACACAUCCCGAAAAGCAAGAGUCACCCCAACUAGCAAAGCCCCCCGAGAGAACCUCUCCGAAGAGCAAAAGCGGACUAAUCACAUUCUUUCGGAGCAAAAACGGCGCAACCUCAUCCGUCAAGGCUUCGAUGAUCUCUGCUCACUAGUCCCCGGCCUCCGAGGUGGUGGCUUCAGUAAAAGUGCCAUGCUCACCCAGGCCGCAGACUGGCUGGAGGACCUCCUCCGUGGCAAUGAAAUCCUGCAGAGUCAGUUGACGGACAUGAAAGCGAUCAAUGGCCUAGUAAUGCCGCGAUGA